AUGAUGAAAGGAUACACGUUUUACACUUCUGGCGCGCCACAACAGCCAGGAGAAUCAAAAUGGAAAUAUCGCAUUCGAAAAUUAUUUACAAUAAAAACUUUGGAUAAAAUCGAAUUUGAUCAUGGUACUUCAGCACUCAACAGGACGCUUGGUGCAUGGGACGUAAUUAUGCUUGGUAUAGGAGGAAUUAUCGGCACGGGUAUAUUCGUAUUAACAGGACAAGCAGCAGCAUACAAUGCAGGACCAGCAGUGAUAUUUUCAUUCAUCAUUUCUGGAAUAGCAUCAGCCUUUGCAGCUUUAUCAUAUUCGGAAAUUGCUUCGAUGAUUCCGGUUGCCGGGUCCGCGUAUACUUAUACUUACGCAACAAUGGGCGAGCUUUUGGCUUGGAUCAUAGGAUGGGAUCUCAUUUUAGAGUAUCUUUUUGGAUCAGCAUCCAUAGCCUUAGGCUUCUCAGAGUACUUUGUGCAUUUCUUUGAACACGCGUUUAAAAUUCAUAUUCCUCCUGCUUGGACGGUCGCUCCACUAAUUUAUAAUGAAACCACUAGUGCAUUCGAAAAAGUACCUGGCUCAUAUUUUAAUGUUCCGGCAUUUGCUAUAACAAUAUUUUUAACUAUAAUACUUAUUAUUGGCAUAAGAGAAUCUGCUAAUUUCAAUACAUUGAUUGUGGGAAUCAAAGUUCUUAUUCUCGUAAUAUUUGUUAUAGCCGGUAGUACCAAGAUUAACACGGCAAAUUAUAAACCUUUCGUACCACAAAAUGAAGGAAAAUUUACGGAAUUUGGUUUUACGGGAAUACUUUCCGGUGCAACUGUAGUGUUUUUUGCUUAUAUCGGAUUUGAUGCGGUUUCAACUACCGCUCAAGAAGUGAAAAAUCCUCAAAUAAAUUUGCCUAUUGGAAUCAUAGGAAGUCUCGCAAUUUGCACUGUUUUAUACAUUGCUGUUUCCACCGUUAUGACUGGGAUGGUUCCUUUUCGUGAGUUGGGUUCUCCAGCUCCAAUAUCUUCGGCUGCCGAGAAAAAUAAUAUGCGAUGGCUUGGGAUAAUCGUGGAUUUGGGGGCCAUGCUUGGAUUAGUAUCCGGAAAUCUCGUGACACUUUUAGCACAAACACGUAUUUUCUAUUCGAUGGCACACGACGGGUUACUUUUUACAAAGUCUUCCAAGAUUCAUCCUAGAUUUAAAACGCCUUACAUUAUUACAGCAAUAACCGGAAUCUUUUGCGCAAUAGCUUCAGCGUUACUUCCCAUAGACAUACUGACACAAUUAACAUCGGUUGGCACAUUAUUUGCAUUUCUUUUGGUAAAUGUUGGCGUGGUAAUAUUACGUAUAUAUGCACCAGAUGUUCCAAGAAAGUUCAAAGUACCGGGAGGCCCCUAUCUUGUGCCUAUCAUAGGAUCUGCAUUUGACAUAUUAUUAUUAGCUUCGGCUCAUAAAGCAGCAAUUGAAAGAUUAUUUAUUUGGAUGGCGGUCGGAUUAUUGAUUUACUUUGUAUAUGGAGUAAGGAAUUCUAAGGUUAAUAAUAAUGAUAAUGUUCGAGAGAUUUCAAAACGAGAAACAAAUGAUCCAAACAACGAUGGAGUCAUUGAGAUGAUCAAUGUUGUAGGUGAUGAUGAUGGAAGUAAAUUCAUGUUAUCGAAGUUAUAG
This is a messenger RNA of Funneliformis geosporum, 1638 nucleotides long. The record is from the annotation of a GenBank genome assembly. NCBI's taxonomy places the organism in Eukaryota, Fungi, Glomeromycota, Glomeromycetes, Glomerales, Glomeraceae.